Messenger RNA from Gadus chalcogrammus (walleye pollock), 2333 nucleotides. RefSeq names its product tectonic family member 2 (gene tctn2). The coding region runs from base 56 to 2200 and encodes 714 amino acids. The record is from RefSeq and is a predicted model, not a curated record. The transcript is spliced from 18 exons. Gene Ontology annotation, biological process: cilium assembly; smoothened signaling pathway; protein localization to ciliary transition zone. Lineage: Eukaryota; Metazoa; Chordata; Actinopteri; Gadiformes; Gadidae. Gene Ontology annotation, cellular component: MKS complex.
UGGUUGCUAAGAUAUCAUAAUCCAUAUACAAACAUGGCCACUUUAUAAUACCCAAAUGGCCAUCACAUUUUCAUUUAUUUUAAGUUUAUUUUUCUUUUCAUCGGAUUCCCUAUCAAAUACAGGGGGGGAUCUAGUUUUUCAGCCCUCCUACUCUGUUGCAACUGGACCUUCCUUGACGAUAUAUUUGCUCGGAAAUGCGUCGGACCGACUUCUGUUUCUGAAAAACACAUCUCCAUCUAACACAGGGAGCCUUCCUCCUCCAUCUUGCACUGUAGAGCCUACACAAUGGCUUCUCACAAAGGAACAAAUUGGAAAGACAGCAGUUCGAAUCCAACUGAAGCUUGAGCGAAGUCUUCAGUUGUGUGGGAACAAUGAGACGGACACAGACUGCUGUCAACAGCCUCUGUGUGUUCUUGAGACACUCGAACUGUCUGCCUGUCAGGAAGGAGUCCCACCAGUCUCCAUGUACAUCCAGGCCCAGAUAUACGCCACAUUUUCACCCACUAACCCUGGAUCAGAGAAUAGAACUGUGCUUCCUAACCAAGUGUACCAGCCUCUGGGGUCCUGUCCCUGUGAUCUGACGUCAGGCGCGUGUAACGUACGCUGCUGCUGUGACCAGGACUGCUCCGAGGAAGUGUUGAAGCUGUUUGAAGGCCACUGCCUUCAAGGGCCCUUCGGUGGGCAGGUGUCUCCUACCCCGGAUUACCAGUGUUCAGCCCAGUCCACCGCCAACGCUCCGGACUGGUUUCCAUUCCUCUGUGUCAUGUCGGCGCCGGAGAACAACCCCUACCUUGGUCUGUUCUACCAGGGAAAGACUCUCAUACCAAAGCCUAGCCCGUCCUUCCAAAGGCCUGUGCUGUCAGCACCCCUCCCUGCUGAUGAAUAUCGGCAAGGAAGUCCCAUCUUCACCAUGAGUGAUCAAUACUUCACCAUCCCUCAGGAACUUUUUGCAGGGCAGUGUGCCAAUACUGCUCCUGUAGCUUAUUUGAAAAACUUCAACAUGAAAUGUACAACUCUUCUGUUGUACAUUUGUCCAAUUGGACCUCCUUUACAAAUGUCUCCAAGUGAUUUAAGAGUUCAAGUCAAGGACGGCCAAGGAGGUGUGAUAACGAUUGAUGUCCUCGAUGAAGUCGCUGUGGAUUUAAGCCCAUUCAUUUCAAGUUCUGAAUCCCCCUAUUCAACAGAUGAGGGACAGGUGUGUGAGAAUGUGACCUUGGCCAUGGAUUACCAAUUCUUUUGGCAAGCAAAUGGCCUCACAAGUAUAACACUGAGGCGUACUGUUGGAACCAUUGUGCUGAACAGUAGUGUGGCGGUGACUGCAAGGUAUUCUUCUGUCUUUCUGAGCGGGAAUGUUACUGAUCAACAUAAGAAGUCGGGAAACCCAGGGUACCUGGUGGGAACGCCGGUGCUGGCCGGGUCUGGGGAUACUUUGGACAACACCACAUUCAUAGAGAGGAGCUCAAUAAAUAUUUGGCAACCAGUUGGUGACGGUGUCUGUUCUACGGCUGAGAGGAGACCGGUUAUGUUUGGAGUGAACGCCACAGCGGGAUGCCUUCUGGCUGUCAGCCAGUAUAACUUGACCCAGUGUGAUGUUCUGAGGGAGAUGGUCGCCUCUCUCCAAGCUUCCUUAGUGAUGGCGACACACGUGGCGAAAACGGGGGACCCCGAUUUCCAAAGGAUGGCAGACUGGCUAAAGAUAAGCUACGUGCUGGUGAAUGGGAGCAGCGCUGAUGGAGGCGGCUGGUGCUCCGGUGUCCUGUGGCACCAACACGUGCACGUCAGGAGCGCUGUCACAGGCGAGGUGGGCGGCGUGCCUCAGAGGGAGAUACAGGCCCUAACCAUCAGUUACAAAAUGUCCAGUUGGAGGUUGGAGUGUGGAGGAGGAGACCCUUCUUCCUGUCUGGAUCCAAUGGAGACACAACUGUUUCCUGUCUCCUCCUCGGUCACCUUUACAGACGUCCUUGUUAACUCAGGGCCCCCCAAAACCAGGUUCCAGGUCAACUUCACAGAGUAUGACUGUGACAGGAAUGAUGUAUGCUGGCCAGAACUUGCAUUUCCUUUUACCAGAUAUUACACAGGUGAGCCAUAUUCACAGUCAUUGGCAAAAGGCCUCAUCUUGGUUUUCUUCUUCAUCGUUGCCUCAGUUCUUGGAACUCCAUGGAAACAGAUCAGACAGGCGUGGAAUACCUCCUCAUUGUAACCGCAUGAGACAAGUUAUCCUGUCUCAUAAAAUAAUGGAAUAUGAUUAUGAUGAUUGAUCACACAUUCAUUACUAAAAGCCACACCCGAUCCAUAAUAAAGAUGAAUUAUUUACAAAAGAAUGAAAAUAGUUU